UGCGGGGCGGCGGAGGGGAGCGGCGGGAGGCGGGGACGGAGGAGGCGGCGGCGGCGCCGGGGGCCCGCGGCGGAGCGGGGACCCCCCCCCCACGCGGCGGGACGAGCCCGGCACCCCCUAGACAACCCCCCUGCCCCCCGCCCGGCCGCCCCCGCCUUUCCCCGGGGACGCGGCGGCGCUGCGGGGCCCCUAUAGGCCCCUAUAGACGCGCUCGGGCGCCGUUACCGGCCGUUUUUCGCCCUUUUUGAAAUAAUUUUUCUCUAAAAAGCCAAAAAAAAAAAAAAACCCCAAACCCGGCGGUUUUUUAAGGAGCUUCGGCGGAGCCGCGAGAGAGGAAGGAGGCGGCGGCGGCGGGGGGGGGGGAGGGGGUCCCGGCGCCUAUAGGGGAGCCCGCGGGGGCCCCGCGCAGACCCCUAUGGAGCCCGUGGGGGCCCCCCGGCCCCGUUGCGCCGCGAGCCCCCACGGGCCCCCCGGCUGCCGCCGGCCCCGCGCCCCCUGCCAGGCCCCAGGGGGGCCCCGCUGCUUCCCCGCGGCCCCUAUAGGGCCUCCCCCGGUAUAGCCCCGCCCCUAUAGGCCCCCUAUAGAGUAGCAGUGUGUUGGGGGGGGGGGGCUGAUUUUUAGCGUUUUUUUUUAAUUUUUAGCGCUUUAAUAGUCGCGUUUUAGGUGCUCGAUUCGUUCCUGGUCUUCGGUGCUAUAGGCGCUCGCUGCCCCCCUCCCGCCGGCCCCUCUCGGGACCCUAUAGGGCCCUGCGAGGCCCCCCCGGGUGCCCGCCGGCCGCCGGGGCUGGCGUUGGGGGGAGGCUGGAGCCCCCCCGGGGCCGGGCCCCCGCGUAGGGGGGGGGCCGCGGGGGGGGCCGCGCCGCCGCCGCCCCCCGGAGCUGGAGCCGCCGGGGCCGAGGCGCCGCCGAGAGCCGGAGGCGACGGGCGGGGCGCCCGGACGCCUGGGCCCCCGCCGCCAUGCCCUCCAACGCCCGGGCCGGCAGCCUCAAGGACCCCGAGGUGGCCGAGCUCUUCUUCAAGGACGACCCCGAGAAGCUCUUCGUGGACCUGCGCGAGAUCGGCCACGGCAGCUUCGGCGCCGUCUACUUCGCCCGCGACAUGCGCAACAACGAGGUGGUGGCCAUCAAGAAGAUGUCCUACAGCGGCAAGCAAUCCAACGAGAAGUGGCAGGACAUCAUCAAGGAGGUGAAGUUCCUGCAGAGGCUGCGGCACCCCAACACCAUCGAGUACAAGGGCUGCUACCUGCGGGAGCACACGGCCUGGCUGGCCAUGGAGUACUGCCUGGGCUCGGCCUCUGACCUGCUGGAGGUGCACAAGAAGCCGCUGCAGGAGGUGGAGAUCGCGGCCAUCACCCACGGGGCGCUGCAGGGCCUCGCCUACCUCCACUCCCACAACAUGAUCCACAGGGACGUCAAGGCCGGCAACAUCCUGCUGACGGAGCCGGGGCAGGUGAAACUGGGCGACUUCGGCUCGGCCUCCAUCGUGGCGCCGGCCAACUCCUUCGUGGGGACGCCGUACUGGAUGGCGCCGGAGGUGAUCCUGGCCAUGGACGAGGGGCAGUACGACGGCAAGGCGGACGUCUGGUCGCUGGGCAUCACCUGCAUCGAGCUGGCCGAGAGGAAGCCGCCGCUCUUCAACAUGAACGCGAUGAGUGCCUUAUACCACAUAGCGCAGAACGAGUCGCCCGUGCUGCAGGCCAGCCACUGGUCGGAGUAUUUCCGUAACUUCGUGGACUCGUGCCUCCAGAAGAUCCCGCAGGACCGGCCCACCUCGGACGUGCUCCUCAAGCACCGCUUCCUGCUCCGCGAGCGGCCCCAGACGGUGGUGCUGGACCUCAUCCAACGCACCAAGGACGCCGUGCGCGAGCUGGACAACCUGCAGUACCGCAAGAUGAAGAAGAUCCUCUUCCAGGAGGCGCAGAACGGCCCCGGCGCCGACCCCGCCGAGGAGGAGGAGGAGGUGGAGCCCUUCCUGCACCGCACGGGCACGGUGAACAGCAUGGAGAGCAGCCACUCGGUGCCCAGCAUGUCCAUCAGCGCCUCCAGCCAGAGCAGCAGCGUCAACAGCUUGGCCGACGCCUCCGACGAGGACGAGGGCGCCGAGAUCGCCAUGAUGCAGGAGGGCGAGCACACCGUCACCUCCAACAGCUCCGUCAUCCACCGCCUGCCGGGCCACGACAACCUCUACGACGACCCUUACCAGCCCGAGGUGGAAGCCCAGAGCUCGGCGGUGGCCGCCCGGCGCCGGGCCUACUGCCGCAACCGGGAGCACUUCGCCACCAUCCGCACGGCCUCGCUGGUGACGCGGCAGAUCCAGGAGCACGAGCAGGACUCGGCGCUGCGCGAGCAGAUGAGCGGCUACAAGCGCAUGCGGCGCCAGCACCAGAAGCAGCUCAUGGCGCUGGAGAACAAGCUGAAGGCCGAGCUGGACGAGCACCAGCUGCGCCUCGACAAGGAGCUUGAGGCCCACCGCAGCAACUUCAGCGCCGAGGCCGAGAAGCUGGCCAAGAAGCACCAGGCCAUCUUUGAGAAGGAGGCCAAGAUGGCCCUGGCCGAGGAGAAGAAGUUCCAGCAGCACAUCCUGGGCCAGCAGAAGAAGGAGCUGGGCAACCUGCUGGAGGCCCAGAAGCGCCAGUACAAGCUGCGCAAGGAGCAGCUCAAGGAGGAGCUGCAGGAGAACCCCAGCACGCCCAAGCGGGAGAAGCAGGAGUGGCUGCUGCGGCAGAAGGAGACGCUGCAGCAGCUGCAGGCCGAGGAGGAGGCCGCCCUGCUCUGCCGCCAGCGCCAGUACUUCGAGCUCCAGUGCCGCCAGUACAAGCGCAAGAUGCUGCUGGCCCGCCACAACCUCGACCAGGACCUGCUGCGCGAGGAGCUGAACAAGAAGCAGACGCAGAAGGACCUGGAGUGCGCGAUGCUGCUGCGGCAGCACGAGUCCACGCAGGAGCUGGAGGGCCGGCAGCUGGCGGCGGUGCAGCGCACGCGCGCCGACCUCACCCGCCUGCAGCACCACACCGAGCUCUGCAACCAGCGCGAGUACAACAAGCGCCGCGAGCAGGAGCUGCGCCAGAAACACGCCGCCGAGGUCCGCCAGCAACCCAAGAGCCUCCGAUCCAAGGAGCUGCAGAUCAAGAAGCAGUUCCAGGACACGUGCAAGAUCCAGACGCGGCAGUACAAGGCCCUGCGCGCCCACCUGCUCGAGAGCACGGCCAAGAGCGAGCACAAGGCCCUCCUGAAGCGCCUCAAGGACGAGCAGACCCGCAAGCUGGCCGCCCUCGCCGAGCAGUACGACCACAGCAUCAACGAGAUGCUCUCCACCCAGGCCCUGCGGUUGGACGAGACGCAGGAGGCCGAGUACCAGGUGCUGCGGCUGCAGCUGCAGCAGGAGCUGGAGCUGCUCAACGCCUACCAGAGCAAGAUCAAGAUGCACACGGAGGCCCAGCACGAGCGCGAGGUCAAGGAGCUCGAGCAGCGCGUCUCCAUCCGCCGCGCCCUGCUCGAGCAGCGGAUCGAGGAGGAGAUGCUGGCGCUGCAGACGGAGCGCUCGGAGCGCAUCCGGGGCCUGCUGGAGCGGCAGGCGCGCGAGAUCGAGGCCUUCGACUCGGAGAGCAUGCGCCUGGGCUUCAGCAACAUGGCGCUGGGCGCCGCGGCGGCCGAGGCGCCGAGCCAGGCGCGCGGCGCCCCGCCGGGCCCGGCCUGGCCCUCGCGGCCCGUCCCGCGCAGCGGCUCCCACUGGAGCCACGGCCCGCUCGCCGCCGCCGCCGCCGCCCCGCCGGCCUGGCGCCAGCCGCCCCCCCCCUCCGCCCCCCAUUCGAUGGGGCACCCUCGAGACUGCUCCACCAGUGGCGAGUUGGAGCGGGUGCCCUCGAAACCACCCAUGCGGGUUUGCAGCGGGCGCCCUUGA
This is a messenger RNA of Rhea pennata, 3899 nucleotides long. It is a transcript of the gene TAOK2, whose product is annotated as TAO kinase 2. The record is from RefSeq and is a predicted model, not a curated record. Gene Ontology annotation, molecular function: ATP binding; protein serine/threonine kinase activity. Gene Ontology annotation, biological process: protein phosphorylation. Gene Ontology annotation, cellular component: cytoplasm. NCBI's taxonomy places the organism in Eukaryota, Metazoa, Chordata, Aves, Rheiformes, Rheidae. The transcript has 20 exons. The coding region runs from base 957 to 3899 and encodes 980 amino acids.